AUGGGUCUUCUCGAGCGCAGAAAAGCGAUCGAGGAGGAGAUCGCGAGAACACAAAAGAACAAAAAGACGGAGUAUCAUGUCGGCCGUCUCAAGGGGCAGCUGGCGCGCAUCAAGACGGAAAUGAUGGAGAAUGCCGCUCGGGCGGCCGGCGCGAAGGGCGGAGACGGCUUCGACGUUCGCAAGAGCGGCGAUGUGCGCUGCGCCCUGGUCGGGUUUCCGUCCGUCGGCAAGUCGUCCUUUCUCUCGCGUGUCACACAGACAGAGAGUGAGGCGGCCGGCUACGAGUUCACCACGCUGACGUGCAUUCCGGGAAAGCUGAUGCACAAGGGAACGGAAAUUCAAAUCCUUGAUUUGCCUGGCAUUAUUGAAGGUGCGGCGGAGGGUAAGGGCCGCGGUCGCCAGGUCAUCGCGACGGCGCGCACUGCCGACAUGAUCAUCCUCAUGCUCGACGCUGCCAAGGCAGAGGCACAGCGUUCGAAGAUUGAGAACGAGCUUGAGUCCGUUGGUAUCCGUCUGAAUCAGCGCUUCCCCAACGUCACCUUCAAGAAGAAGACAUCGUGCAGCAUGAAUGUCGUGAGCUACAGCUCCACUGUGCCGCAAACAAGGGGCGUCUCCGAGCAGAUGGUGAAGGAGGUGCUGAAAGACUAUGGUAUCUUUAACGCUGAUGUGGCCCUGCGCGAAGACAUCACUGUCGACCAGUUCAUCGACGUGAUAGAAGGAAACCGUAAGUACAUGCCGUGCCUGUACGUGUACAAUAAGAUCGACACAAUCACUAUGGAGGAGAUGGACCGCCUGAGUCGCCUGCCGCACUCUGUCGUGCUGUCGCUGCACUGGGACCUCAACGUCGGCGAGGUCAUUGAUGAGGUGUGGGAGCACCUCAACAUCAUUCGCAUCUACACAAAGAAGCAUGGUGAGCACCCGGACUUCGGCAAGCCGUUCGUCGUGAAGCGCGACGCAAGUGUGGAACACAUUUGCAAGCGCAUUCACAAGGAUAUUGCGUCACGCUUCAAGUACGCCCUUGUGUGGGGCACGAGCGCGAAGCACCAGCCACAGCGCGUCGGUAUUUCACAUGAGCUAGAGGACGAGGAUGUUCUUCAAAUCAUGCUAAGAACAGCCAAUGAGUAG
This is a messenger RNA of Leishmania mexicana MHOM/GT/2001/U1103, 1125 nucleotides long. RefSeq names its product putative GTP-binding protein. Gene Ontology annotation, cellular component: cytoplasm. The record is from RefSeq and is a predicted model, not a curated record. Gene Ontology annotation, molecular function: GTP binding; GTPase activity. NCBI's taxonomy places the organism in Eukaryota, Euglenozoa, Kinetoplastea, Trypanosomatida, Trypanosomatidae. Gene Ontology annotation, biological process: cytoplasmic translation. The transcript has a single exon. Bases 1 to 1125 code for a protein of 374 amino acids.